This is a messenger RNA of Scophthalmus maximus (turbot), 3301 nucleotides long. Its product is annotated as protein MTSS 1-like. The transcript is spliced from 15 exons. Gene Ontology annotation, biological process: positive regulation of actin filament bundle assembly; adherens junction maintenance; plasma membrane organization. The record is from RefSeq and is a predicted model, not a curated record. NCBI's taxonomy places the organism in Eukaryota, Metazoa, Chordata, Actinopteri, Pleuronectiformes, Scophthalmidae. The coding region runs from base 211 to 2463 and encodes 750 amino acids. Gene Ontology annotation, molecular function: phospholipid binding; actin binding. Gene Ontology annotation, cellular component: cytoplasmic side of plasma membrane; actin cytoskeleton.
UCAUCCAACAUGGGAGGAAACUCAGCGCCUCUGUCCGUCCGCCGGGGAAACCCCGCAGCCAGAGCCUGAGCGGGGUUUCAUUCAUUAUCUGUAUUAUUGUUCAUUUUUAUUCUUUUGAAUCACACCUUUCGUUCCUCGUCCCGUCGCGUCCUCGAUGGACCACAGACCAGAGUGACACCGUCGGUAGUUUCCGUUCACGCGCAGCCGAAGAUGGAGACGGUGAUGGAGAGGGAGUGCAGCGCGCUGGGGGGUUUGUUCCAGACCGUCAUCGGAGACAUGAAGGGCAGUUCCCCCGUCUGGGACGACUUCAUCAGCAAGGCCAGCAAACUGCAGUCACAGCUCAGGACGACGGUCGUGGCGGUGGCCGCCUUCCUGGACGCCUUUCAGAAAGUGGCCGACCUGGCGACCAGCAGCCGAGGGGGGACGAGGGACAUCGGUUCAGCUCUCACCAGGAUGUGCAUGAGGCACCGAAGCAUCGAGGCCAAACUCCGCCAGUUCUCCAUGGUGUUCCUGGACUGUCUGAUCAACCCUCUACAGGAGCAGAUGGAGGAGUGGAAGAGAGUCGCCAACACUCUGGACAAAGACCACGCCAAAGACUAUAAAAAGGCGCGACAGGAGAUCAAGAAGAGAUCGUCCGACACGCUGAAGCUGCAGAAGAAAGCAAAGAAAGCGGAUGUGUUUGGCCGCGGCGACCUCCAGCCGCAGCUGGACACCGCCAUGCAGGACGUCAGCGACAAGUACCUGCUGCUGGAGGAGACGGAGAAGGCGGCGGUGAGGAAGGCGCUGGUGGAGGAGCGGAGUCGCUUCUGCUGCUUCGUCUCCAUGUUGAGACCCGUCGUGGAGGAGGAGAUGUCCAUGCUGGGGGAGGUCACUCAUCUGCGGACGCUGACGGACGACUUGAAGAUUUUGACCAUGGACCCGCACAAGCUGCCGGCGUCCAGCGAGCAGGUGAUCGUGGACCUGAAGGGCUCCGAGUGCACCUGGUCCUACCAGACUCCGCCCUCAUCGCCGAGCACCACCGUAUCCAGGAAGUCCAGCAUGUGCAGCAGCCUGAACAGCGUGAACAGCAGCGACUCUCGCUCCAGCGGCUCACACUGCCACUCGCCCACCUCCGCCUCACACUUCCGGUACCGCGCCUCCUCCUCGUCCUCGUCCUCGGUGGCGCUGCCGCAGCAGACGCCCGCCCGCCUCUCGUCCGUCUCCUCCCACGACUCGGGCUUCGUCUCCCAGGAUGCAUUCCAGUCCAAGUCGCCUUCGCCCAUGCCCCCGGAAACGCCGCAGUUGUGGAAUGUUUGUGAGCAUCACACUGCCCCCUCUCAGCACGGAGCGGUACUGCAGCUCCAGGACACCCACCUCCACCCUUCAUACUCCACCUCCUUCUCCCCCAUCUCCUCGCCCUCCUCCUCGUCCGUUUCUCCCACGUGGCCGUGGCCUCGUUCAGACUACGGUCAGACUACUGGAACGGUCCCGUCGUGGAAGGACUGGUCCAAACCGGGUCCGUACGACCUGCCGGUGGUCAACACCCUGAAGAGGAGCAGGGACCGGAGAGAGACUACAGAUCCCAGCAGCCACCACGGCGCUGAUGUCACCACACCGGGGGAGGAGCCACAGGGGCUUCGAGGAAGCAGCCACUCCCUGAUGUCCCCCAAGGAGGAGCGGGAGGCCCACGAGGAGCUGGCCCGAGUCCUGGCCCGAGGCCUCCGGCUGGACAUCCAUGGCUCCAGCAGAGACUCGCUGCAGGGCUCGAGCGGCUACAGCAGCCAGACCAACACGCCCUGCUGCUCCGAGGACACCAUCCCCUCACAAGUGUCAGACUGUGACUACUACACGGUUGGAGCAGAUCAGGAGAACGAGCAGCAGCAGUCGGACUUCGAUAAAUCCUCCACCAUCCCCAGAAACAGUGACAUCAGUCAGUCCUACCGCCGCAUGUUCCAGUCCAAACGCCCCGCGUCCACCGCCGGCCUGCCCUCCAACCCCUCGGCCGUGAUCACCCCGGGAGUGGCCACCAUUCGACGGACGCCGUCCUCCAAACCCAACCUGCGGCGACCGUCCGGAGGCCUCAACCUGGGCCCCAUCCCCAUCAAGCCCCCCAUGAUCCCCGUCAAGACCCCAACAGUGCCCGAGCAUCCUGGUUUCCCCUGCAGGGCGGCGUCCGAGGACGGAAACGCGCCGCGGACGCCGCUCAGUCCCCCGACCACACCUUUGUCACCGGGCAACAGUGGGCCGUUUUCGCCAACGACCAGCUUCUACGACACCCGGCUCCUGUGCAAGCGGUCCGAUCCUCCGACCCCACCACCACCGCAGCCCGGCGGGCGGGUGUCGGAGUGGGAGCGCCAGCCUCUUCCUGAGCUCCUGGAGGAGUCGGAAUACGGCGAGGUGGAGGACUUUCUGGUGGCAAUCCGACGAGGUGUGAAACUCAAGAAGACGACCACCGAUGACCGAUCGGCGCCAUGUAUUUACUGAGAGACAGGUCGGUUUGACUCGGGGCCAUUUUGCGUUCCUGACUGGAUUUUAGUAAAUCUACUAUUGAAGGGGCACAAAAUGGUUCCUGCGGAGUAAAUGCAAAAAGGAACCAUGACGUCAUAUGGUUGUCAAGAACAAGAACAAGAGGAAGUUGCCCAGGGACUCUGAUCAGGGAUCGGUUUGAAAAUAUCCCUGAACCCAAUGUUUAGAAUAUUUUAUUUUCGGUGUUUUGAGGACGUUUCAACAAUAUCAUGUUUAUAUUUAAAGGUAAAAACUGCACCUUUUUCUAUCUGGCGAUAAAGUAAUGAUUCAUUGAAUGAUGGUCAGACAGUGCACACGUUCAGGCCAAGAAUUUCUCCAGUUUCUCCGUGAGUUCACUUCUGGGAAUACUGAUGCUGAUCCCAGAUCAUUUCCUCAGGGCAACUUCAGUACGUAAGAGAAAAGGGGGGAAGGUCGACCUUGUCCGUCACAAGUGACGUGUACGAGGUCGUUCUUGUAGCUGAACCGACUGAAGCGAAACUAAAUUUUAAUGUGGGUAAUAAUGAUGGUAGAUGAAGUAGAAAAAAAAUCUCUAAAAGGAGAUAAAACAUGAACCAGAAGGAGGACGGAAUAUUUUCAAAAAGAUCAAAACAUUAUUUGUAAAUACAUAUUUAUAAUUUGAUGUGUUUGUAUGUUUUGCUCCCUUUACCCCCAUAGUCUCCACAAAAAGGUGCCAAAAGCCCGUGUGCUGAAUUUAACUUGAAAUAUUCUUUAUUUAAAAUCAAAAUAAUGCUGGAUUUUUUUCUUCUAUAAAACCAUAGAUGGGGUGUUUGACGGAGAAUAAAGACGAGCUAAUGAA